GGCGGGGCGGGACAGGGCGGGGCGAGCACAGCGUCCUCGGUACCUACAAAUAUACGACCCCAUCGCCCAGAGACCACAGUGAACAGUGAGUCGCCGGACAAGCCGGACCUGUCCCUCAGGAAGCAACCAAGCGGAACCACCCCGACCAACAAAAUGGCCCCCAACGUCGCCGACGUCACCAACUACCGCAGCGGGGUCCUGUUCGAGACCGAGGACACCCCCGACUACGUGCAGGUCAUCGAGAAGUCCGAGAAGACCAGGACGGUCAAGAAGGAGAAGCUGAGCGAGGCGCAGCCCAUCUACUGGUCCAACGUGUACUGGUUCACCGUGAUGCACGUGAUGGCGCUGUACGGGCUGACCCUCGUCUUCUCCUCCGCCAAGCUGCUGACCACCGCCUGGGCCGUGCUCCUGUACGUGGUCGGCACCCUGGGCGUGUCCGCCGGCGUGCACCGGCUCUGGUCCCACAAGGCCUACAAGGCCAGGCUGCCGCUCAGGAUGCUCCUCACCUUCUUCAACACCAUCGCCUUCCAGAACUCCAUCUGGGAGUGGACCCGCGACCACCGCGUGCACCACAAGUUCACCGAGACCGACGCCGACCCCGUGAACGCGGCCCGCGGCUUCUUCUUCGCCCACGUCGGCUGGCUGCUGUGCAAGAAGCACCCCGACGUCACCCGCAUCGGCAAGACCGUCGACCUGAGCGACAUCGAGGCCGACCCCUGCGUCGCCUUCCAGAAGAAGUACUACGGCCCCCUGGUGCUGACCCUGUGCUUCGCCAUGCCCACCAUCGUGCCCGCCGUGGCCUGGGGCGAGUCCUACUGGAACGCCUUCUUCGUGGCCGCCAUGCUGCGCUACACCCUGUCCCUGCACGGCACCUGGCUCGUCAACUCCCUGGCCCACUGGGCCGGCGGCCGCCCCUACGACGGUUCCAUCGCCGCCCGCGAGAACGUGCUGGUCUCCAUCGGCGCCCUGGGUGAGGGAUACCACAACUACCACCACGUCUUCCCCUGGGACUACAAGACCGCCGAGCUCGGCAAGUACUCCACCAACUUCACCACCGCCUUCAUCGACUUCAUGGCCAAGAUCGGGCAGGCCUACGACCUCAAGUCCGUCAACGAGGACAUGGUCAAGACCAGGACCCUGCGCACCGGCGACGGCACCCACCCCGUGUGGGGCUGGGACGACAAGGAGAUGCUCCAGGAGGACCGCGAGCUGGCCAAGAUCGAGUAGACGUGCCAACCAACCUCCGCC
Thrips palmi is the source of this 1248-nucleotide messenger RNA. Its product is annotated as acyl-CoA Delta(11) desaturase-like. Bases 154 to 1227 code for a protein of 357 amino acids. The transcript has 5 exons. Gene Ontology annotation, biological process: unsaturated fatty acid biosynthetic process. Gene Ontology annotation, cellular component: endoplasmic reticulum membrane. NCBI's taxonomy places the organism in Eukaryota, Metazoa, Arthropoda, Insecta, Thysanoptera, Thripidae. Gene Ontology annotation, molecular function: stearoyl-CoA 9-desaturase activity; iron ion binding. The record is from RefSeq and is a predicted model, not a curated record.